GUGGCAACGCUUGGUGGACCACAAUAAGCGCAGCCAACUUCGAGCGUCUUGUUCUUUUUUUCCGGUUGACUUUGACAAGAAAGAUGCCAGGUGUCACAGUGAAGGAUAUUGACCAGCAUGCCGUUACCAAGGCGGUCGCAGUUUUCCUUAAGAAGACUGGCAAAUUGAAGGUGCCCGACCAGAUGGACAUCAUCAAGACCGCCAAAUUCAAGGAGCUGGCACCUUACGAUCCCGACUGGUUCUAUGUGCGUUGCGCUUCGAUUCUGCGUCACUUGUACCAUCGCAGUCCCGCUGGCGUCGGCUCCAUCACCAAGAUCUACGGCGGACGCAAGCGCAACGGUGUCCACCCAUCGCACUUCUGCCGUGCCGCCGAUGGCGCUGCCCGCAAGGCUCUGCAGGCCUUGGAACACGCUCGCCUGGUCGAGAAGCACCCCGAGGGUGGCCGCAAAUUGAGCUCGAUUGGACAGCGUGAUUUGGAUCGCAUUGCCAACCAGAUUGUCGCUAAGCAGCGUGAUGCCGCCAAGCAGACGGGCCCUAUUGUUAUUUCCAAGUAAAAUAAAAAUGUGUGUGUCUGGACAGCACUGCGAACUCUAAAAACAACAACAACAAACAUCGUAUUUUUUAGACUUCUACUGUAAGCAUUUUUUGUUUCCACACGCAAGAGAUGAAAGAAUAAUUAAAAAACCCAACCACAAUCACAAAAAGUCUACAAAAACAAGCGUAAA
Molecule: messenger RNA, 725 nt
Organism: Drosophila sulfurigaster albostrigata
Lineage: Eukaryota; Metazoa; Arthropoda; Insecta; Diptera; Drosophilidae
Gene: RpS19a
Product: small ribosomal subunit protein eS19A
Exons: 3
Coding region: 84-554 (156 amino acids)
Biological process (GO): translation; ribosomal small subunit assembly
Cellular component (GO): ribosome; cytosolic small ribosomal subunit
Molecular function (GO): RNA binding; structural constituent of ribosome
Source: RefSeq, a predicted model, not a curated record